Nezara viridula (southern green stink bug) is the source of this 807-nucleotide messenger RNA. NCBI's taxonomy places the organism in Eukaryota, Metazoa, Arthropoda, Insecta, Hemiptera, Pentatomidae. The record is from the annotation of a GenBank genome assembly.
AUUUUGUGUUAUGAAAAAUAGGGUUUUGUCUUAAUUGUUAAAGGAAUGAUCACAAGAAGGGAAGCCGAGAGGCUUUGUAAGUCCUUCCUAGGGGACAACUCUCCUCCUCGACUUCCUGAAGAUUUCGCCUUCGCAGUGCACCAUGAUUGUGCGUGGGGCUGCAGAGGAGCAUUCUUACCCUCCAGAUAUAAUUCCUCCAGAGCCAAGUGUAUCAAAUGUUCAACCUGUGGGCUCUUCUUUUCACCCAACAAAUUCAUAUUCCAUUCCCACAGGACAGGUCCCGGGGCUAAAUAUGUUCAACCGGACGCUGCAAACUUCAACUCUUGGCGUAGACACAUGAGAUUAAGCGGCAGCCCUCCUGAGGAAGUAAUUCACGCUUGGGAGGACGUCAAAGCCAUGUUCAACGGCGGCACUAGGAAGAGGUUGCUGGGUUCCUCCAAGCCGAGGAAGAGGCAAGAGUCUCCUCCAAGAGUGCCGCCGCUGGACUACGUCUGGAAGCCGCUCUACCCGAUGUGGCUGCCCCCGGCACCACUUCUUCUGCCUCCAGCGGCCGACAGGUCUGCCUUCAGCCCGGUCUGUCCUGCCCGAGAGCCGAGGGCCGCUUCCGACUCAGAGGAGACGGUGGACAUCGAGACCUGCCCUGAGGACGACGUGAAGCCUUUCUGGAGUCCAAUCUCUCAGGUCUCCGCGUGGCAGUUGCUCUUCACAAGGGAGGCCUCUUCAAUAGCCGCGUUGGAUCUGAAGAAUCGAAUCUCUGCCCUGAUUGGAAUUAGUGACCGAAAUCUCAUCCGUAUAAUGCGAAAUUAG